CAGUCACUGCUAAGACGAAGCCCGGAGAGGAGUUGGUGUCUGAAGCAUCAGAGAGAAAAGGGCUAUAGUAUAUGAGCUGGACAACUGCCAAUUAGUCCUACGACCAAAAUGAGUAAGACAUUAAUAGCUGCGAUACUGACACACAGGUGAAAACUUGAGGUGAAGUGACAGUCAGUACGUUAGAUACAUUGAUUUACACAUAACAAGAAAUUGCGCAAAACAAGUGUGAAGACGAAGGUAAAGCAGUGCAGAUUAACAGUUAGUUACUACUAUUCAGUAAACGGUGCUCAGAGAAGAACUGCGCCUAGGACGUCGUAGACUCGGCUGGGGAAAGAAAGGAAGAUGUCCAGAAAAAAGGCGGUGAAGGGGAAAAGUAACAGCAGUCCGACAGCAUGUAGCCCGAAGAGCACAGGUAAGGGGAAGACGAGCAAGGCGCUGAGCUGCGGAGCGGAGAGUCCUUCCAACGGGGUUGUCCGGCCCAGCAGACCGUCCCUGAGCAACAGCAGCGAGUUCUACGACAUGGCUUUCAAGGUGAUGCUGGUUGGGGACUCUGGUGUAGGCAAAACCUGCCUUCUUGUCCGCUUCAAGGAUGGGGCCUUCCUGGCUGGAAGCUUCAUCUCCACUGUGGGGAUCGACUUCAGGAACAAAGUUUUGAACAUUGAUGGCGUAAAGGUGAAGCUACAGAUCUGGGACACAGCUGGACAGGAGCGUUUUCGCAGUGUCACGCACGCCUAUUACCGGGAUGCGCAUGCUCUCUUGCUGCUGUAUGACGUCACUAACAAGACCUCAUUUGACAACAUACAGGCCUGGCUGACAGAGAUCCAUGAGUACACCCAGCAAGACGUGGUGCUGAUGCUGCUGGGAAACAAGGCUGAUGCUACACAUGAGAGGGUGGUGAAACGGGAGGAGGGCGAGAAGCUGGCCAAGGACUUUGGGGUACCCUUCAUGGAGACCAGUGCCAAGUCCGGCCUCAACGUGGAGCUGGCUUUCACCGCUGUGGCCAAGGAGCUGAAGCACCGGUCCAUGAAGGCUCCCAACGAGCCCAAGUUCAAGCUGCAGGAUUACGUCAACAAGGAAAUGAAGACUUCGGGAUGCUGCAGCUCCUAGACCCGUGUUUAUGUGUGCGUGCCCAUGUAAAUUCGGCAAGAGCCUCUCCAACAUGGCCUUGCUGUCCAUACGUGUUGUGUACCCUUUCCAUGCGCAGUAACGAAAAAGAGAUCCUCUUCCUUCCUCGAUGACAGACUGACCCACCUGCCUGUGCAGCUGUGAAUGUAAACCCCCGCUUCUGGCCUGUAUACACCCCACAGUCACCACAGUUACCGGAUUGCUGCAGAGGCGAACACAUACUGAAAGGCGAGUAUCCCAUGUUACAUUGUCCCCAACUAUAUCCAGCUGCCCCUUCGUGAAGUACCGCAGUGUGUAACCCCAGAGAGCACUGCCGCACACAGAGGUACUGACAAGACAGACACGGUUGGUUUUGACUUUUCAAGGCAAGUGUGAGAAAUGGUUCCCUGUUGCGUCAGUUCCCUUUUCAAAGUAAGUUGGUUUUUGUGCAAUAUACUGUAUGUAGGAUUGUAUAUAUUGUAUAUAGUCCAUCUCUUGUCGGUAACAAAUUCUUUGUUGCCAUUUCGCUUACAAUCAUUCUCUUUUCUGGUCCUAUUUAGGGGCAGAGCGCAGUCACUCGUGUUCAAACAUUAAAUACUGUGCGGCUGUGGUUUGGCCUUAGCAUAGUACAAAGACAGAGGGAUAACUUUUGCGUUUUUUAUUUUGCCAUUUAUUCUGGAAAGUGAGAUAUAUGAAAAAUGUAUAGGUAAAAGAAUAAUACUCCUGCCGGAAAGGGGCUGCCAUAGCCGGCCUAUUUUUGAGAGAGCACCGCUUAGCGAACUAAAUGUUUCUCCUCACUUGUGCACGACACCAGGCCCUUUAUCCCCUCAUGGAAUUUCUCUUUGUUAAAGGGCGCAGAUUCCCAAAAGUAGGGCUACUCGGCUAUGGUCCAGGUACCGAGUCCAGCAGGUUUUCCAGAUCUCCUAACCCCACUAAGAGCUGAGAAGAGAACUUAAAAAUAGUUCAGUCAGAUGGAUUGCUGCCCACCUGGAACUAAACUCUCCUAGGGGAAGGUCUCCCACUCCUGGUCCUGUGGGUCACAGCAUCCUCGUAUUUAUAAGCAUUCUUUGAAAUCUCUGCACUAAGUGAGGGCUUUGUUUCAUUACAAAAAUAACUGGUCCACGUGUAUGAAUGCUCUGAUACAGUGAAAUUCUGUAAUUGCAACAGCCUGUCUGAAGCAGGAAUGAGGAACCCAGCCGUGAAGGCAUGAGGUUAAAGACAGUAUUGGUCCGAGAUCAACGUGGGUCACUACACGCCAUAACCCUGGCAACUACAGAACCUGUAGAGUACAAUCAUCCAGAUACAACAUGCACAAUUAAAACAGAUACAAGGUGGGGAAAGAUCGAUAAAAGUAUUGUUUUGCAUAUAUAUAAGCUUGUCAUUUUCUCAGUUCUAUACAAGGCUCAUUUUAAUAUUAGCUAGGUUAAUCAUAGCAAUGCAGAACAGAAAUAACCAGCCUUGGUUAGAAGAGUUAUUCAGAAUGAAUUAUGUAUGGAAAUUUUAACUUUCAGGACUUCCAUCUUUUUGUAAAAUAUCAGUGUUGUAUAACAAGUGUAAACAUGGGAAAAGAAAGGGAAGAGAGCGUUUGAUUUCCAGUGCUCUAGUAUUGUUUCACCGUUCUUAAUUCAGAUGAAUAUUGCUAUUUUUCUUCAUUAAAAUAGCUAGGUGUGGUACAUUUUUUUUGUGUUGAAUAUUCACAAUUAUAUGCUUAAAUCCUUUGUUUUCAAUUACUAAUUUGUUUUUCUCUAUAGGUGAUGUUUGGGCUGAGAUUUUUAAAUAGCAGGAUUACUCAAAUGUAAAAGGUGGUGUUUGUUUUUACAUAAUGUAUAGUAAAUAUUUCAUUUAUCUACUGUAAUAAAGUAAUGAAGUAAGCUUGUCAUCAAUUAAUUAUUAAUGGAAUUGCACAAACCACCAAGAAAGUCAAACGUAGUAAAAACUGUAUGUCGGGGGGGGGGGGGGGGACCUGUAUCAUUGCCUUCUUACAGUGUAUCGUUUUCUGAAUUUUUGUGUACUUGUAAUGU
This is a messenger RNA of Scleropages formosus (Asian bonytongue), 3125 nucleotides long. RefSeq names its product ras-related protein Rab-26-like. The record is from RefSeq and is a predicted model, not a curated record. Gene Ontology annotation, molecular function: GTPase activity; GTP binding. The transcript is spliced from 9 exons. The coding region runs from base 343 to 1107 and encodes 254 amino acids. NCBI's taxonomy places the organism in Eukaryota, Metazoa, Chordata, Actinopteri, Osteoglossiformes, Osteoglossidae.